This is a messenger RNA of Neolamprologus brichardi, 4873 nucleotides long. The record is from RefSeq and is a predicted model, not a curated record. Lineage: Eukaryota; Metazoa; Chordata; Actinopteri; Cichliformes; Cichlidae.
AUGUGCUAUCUUGUCUUUUACCCUCUUUCACUCAGGGAUGCAGUGCAGCUGAAUGUCCUGGCCACUCAGAUGAUGCUGGCCCUGGCUCACAGGAUGAAGCACCUGGAGGUUUUUAUUCACAUCUCCACAGCCUAUGCCAACUGUAACCGAGAGCUCAUCGAGGAAGUCGUCUACUCUCCCUCCGUAGACUACCGAAAACUCAUUGACACUCUGGACUGGAUGGAUGACGAUCUGGUAUCUACACUGACUCCCAAGCUAAUUGGAGAACAUCCCAACACUUACACCUUCACCAAAUCUCUGGCCGAAUAUAUGGUGCAGCAGGAGGCUGGAGACCUCAACGUAGGCAUUGUCAGACCCUCCAUAGUUGGAGCCAGCUGGAAAGAGCCCUUCCCAGGCUGGAUUGAUAACUUCAAUGGACCCAGUGGGAUUUUCAUUGCAGCUGGUAAAGGGAUCCUCCGAACAAUGAGAGCAUCUAAUAAUGCUGUGGCUGACCUGGUUCCUGUAGAUGUGGUCAUCAACACUACGCUGGCUGCAGGCUGGUACUCAGGAUCGCAGGUGCUUAACAGGCCUAAAAGCAUACCCGUGUACAAUUGUACAACUGGUGGGAUUAACCCGUUUCGCUGGGGAGAAGUCGAGUACUGUAUAAACAUGUCCUUCAAGACCAAUCCCUUAGAGCAGGCUUUCAGAAGGCCCAAUGUCAAUCUACGCUCCAACCCCUUUACUAAUCAGUACUGGACCACUGUCAGCCACACGCUGCCAGCCCUGCUCUAUGAUGGCUAUCUCACGCUGAUGGGCCGGAAGCCCCGGAUGAUGAAGACGAUCACUCGCCUCCACAAAGCCAUGAUGGUACUGGAGUAUUUCACCAGUCACUCCUGGGUGUGGAACACUGACAACAUGGCCAUGCUGUUGGCCCAGAUGAGCCCUGAGGAUAAAAAGAUAUUUAACUUUGACGUGCGUCAGCUGCACUGGGCAGAGUACAUGGAAAAUUACUGUAUGGGCACCAAAAAAUACGUCCUCAACGAAGAGCUGUCGGGGCUGCCUGCUGCACGCAAACACCUCAACAAGCUGAGGAACAUUCGUUACACCUUCAACACCAUCCUGGUGGUGUUUAUUUGGCGCAUAUUCAUUGCCCGAUCCCAGAUGGCCAGAAACAUCUGGUACUUUGUGGUGAGCCUCUGCUUCAAAUUCCUGUCCUACUUCCGAGCUUCUUCGACCAUGAGAUAAUGACCGAGGGACGCGGUGGCGGGUUGCGAGGCGGAGCGACAAAAGAAAUUAAGAAAAGACUGGCUGCUUGUGUUCAAAGUGCUUGGAAAAGGAGGAAAAAAAAACAAUAAAAACAUCCGUCUCUGGUCUCUUUUUAUUGACACCACCAAACCAUUUAACAACUCAAAUACAGAUGGAGCUACCUGACAAGCCUGGAGUUCACAGGGGUCUGUUGGCUAUCUGGAUCUCUGGCAUUUCAUAGAAACUCAGUGCAUGGAUUUAUUGCGCCAUACAGCUCCGAUUCAUAGCACUUGGACUAGUUGGAACAAGCCUCGUUCUGUUCAUUCCCAGCAUGUCCGGUCCUCCUCCUCGGCGCCAGCUUUGCCCAAGAGCAACCUUCUCUAAACCUCUAAACCUGCUCAUCUCGCAUCUUUGUGCUCGCCUGGCUGUCUUCCUGCAAAACGAAGCUAUGCAUUGGAUGAUGCUGCUGCAGAAAUCCCCAGCUGGUUUUGAAUCAGUCCAGGCUUCAGUCGUGUCAGAUAUGUUUUAAGUUGCAAGUGUAAGUUGUAUAUCUGUCAUCUGAAAAGAUAACUGGUUUUGCUGUUUUUGUUCCGGCUUGUCUGUGGUUCGUGUCAUUUUUAUGGGAUGGAAAGUUUUUUAAAAGCAGUCUGUAAGAAUCAGGGUUGUUUUGUUUUUUCACCUGACAGCAGCGUUCGCUAGAUGCUUAAACAGUUGGUUGAUUUGACAUUUUAAGAGGCUUAUUCAGGGACCGGCCGACCUAGGGAUCACUGUUUAACUCUGUCGUGACCUCCUAACCCCAAGAGCGAAGCCAUUUUAGCUAACACGUGACAUUUGCAGCGAUGGCUUGUGGAAACUGAAGUAUAAACACGGGAGGGGCUUGCUUAUGCUGAUUUUUAUGUCCCACAAACAGAAUGGCCUUUAGCCCCUCUCGCUGCUUGUGAGAAAGAAACUGCCAGCAAUGAUGCACCACUGCAUGUUCCCCCAGUGGACUACGGUGGCAGACUCCCUAAUUACAGCAAAGCACAAUGUAGAUUGUACUGUAGUGGCUUUCCCCAGUGCCUACAAACCAACGGUUCUUGCAUCAGCAGAUAUCCGGCUUCUUCUUCAGUUUCCUUUUUUGUUUUAAAUGACGUCUGAAAGUUAUUAAGCUACACUUUUGCCAAAAUGCAUCUUGGCUAACAUGCUCAUACCUCUGUAAAACGGUGGGGGUGAGAUGGUUAUUUCUUCUCGAAUGCUUGGAAAUUAAACGCUCUUGUACCGGUACAAAUCUUGAGUUCCACACUGUUCUUUUAGUACACUACUUUUCAGGUAGCACUAAUUGUAGCUUGCCAUCAUUGUGAAGGGUUUAAGUCGUUUUUCUUUGCAAGUGCAUGUGUUAGAGUAACUUCGCGGGACAUACUGUAUUCUAUUGCUGCUGUUUAUAACCUCUUGGACCAUUCGUUGCCAUGUUAAGUCUUACAUUGUUGGAACUGAGCUAAUCUGCGCACUGUUAUGUUUGUCUUUUCCCCGAGCUUUAAUGAAGCAGGGUGUGACUGCGUGCUGUUUGCUUGCAUCUUAGGCCAUAGAGAUUUCAAGCACCUACAUGUUUGUCGUGCCAGAGUCACUGAGGAGUGUGAUUUAUAUUUAUUUUUUUCCCCCCCUCUUCUCCCAAAUCUCACAGCAGGAGUCAUUUUGCAUAGAUCGUAUGAAAGUCCAAGACUCAAACCUGAAUUGUGCCUGAACUUUUGUCAAGAUAAUGUGAAAUGAAAGCAAUCAAAUCUGUUUUCUAGUUAUUUUCUGUAUAACUCUAUUUAGGUAGACGACAUAUAACACAACAGAUGUAUUUUUAUGCUGAUAACAUUGUGACUAGUUUACUGAUAAAGAGCUAACUGAACCAACUUCAGCUGCUGUAUAUUUAAAAUAAAAAAAAAAAUAAAAAGAAAUUUAACCUGUUAAUAAAAAUGUAAAUGCAGUAGAUUGAAUGCUGAAUUUGGCUGUUACAAGUUGCUCGUCAUAUGACUUUGUAUAUACAUGCACAUUUUAACUUUUUCCAUCACUGAAUGUAGUAGACAUUCAACAGCCUGACUUCAUUGCUCAGCCAGAUUCUCUCUGACUGAAAUGACAGCUCUGGAAAAAUUCUGUAAUUGCCUGUGAUUUUAAUAUGGGAAAAGCUGAGGGACCAUGUGACGAAUUCUUGCUUAACUCUGUUUCCUUGUGAGGGUGUGAAGUCUCUGGUGUGAUUAUGACUGUUCUUGUUUAGUGUGGUGGGGGGAGGGAGGGGAAAUAAAGCGACGCCAUGUCUAAUUCAGGGUUUUCUCACUUCUGAUGUCAGGAACUACUGAAUCCUACGAGUGGAUUGUUAAAACGGGGCAUUGCACACAAGCAUUGAAAUGAUUGUAAACCUCUGAAAUCACAGCUUUGAACAGUUUAGGAAUUGCAUUGCGUUAUAGCAUUAUUUUGCAACAACCAAAGUUUUUCUUUGGCACAUUUACAUUUUUGUGAUAUAAGCUUGCUUGCAAAAAAUUUUUUUGUGCAUGUUAGAGGAAUUUAAUGUCAUACAAGCAGCUUAGGGAAAAAUGUUUAGUGUGCCUCUGUCCAAAACGAAAUCCAGCCACCAGAGUAGUUUCUGCAGGGCCAACCCUGAUUGCAGCAGAAAUUUGGCAAAGAAAUAAUGUAACACAAUGCAUAACAGACGUUUGUACGUUUUGAUAGAGUAGGUGAUGCCAGUUUCCUUUAAGCUAAAUUACAUUUUGGGACUUGAGAGGUAUCCAUAGACUGUAGAUAAAAGAUGUACCUACAGUGCCAACAUCCACUGACUUCUUUGAAACAGGAUGUGACCAUAUUUGGAUGAAAGGUUGAGCGGGAAAAGUGAUGCUACUGCUACUAAUGACUAGAUAACUUGGCAAAGUGCCAAAGGUCAAAUGUUAUGCUAAUGUUUGGCUAGCUUAAAAUAACUUGGCAGAAAACUGAACACAAAGGAACGGCCACUUAAGUGCAUAUCUUUAAACAUGAUUGCUGUUUUAAAAAAUUUUUUUUUUUUUCAUAAGAUGCCAAGUUUGGAUAUUGCGUUGAGCCGGCCUCAAGUGGCCAUUCGAGGAACUGCAAUUAUCGCCAUUUCUACUGUGCUUUCAUUUUCAUAGCAAUCGAUUUCCAACAGACUCGAGAUCAAAAUCUCUUACGUAAAACAACUUUAGCUCUCCUAACCUGGCAGGAAAAAAAUGCAAUCAAGCAGAACCCUACUUUUCAUAGAGGGGAGGGACAAAAAGAUUAAAAUGUGUUUUCGGGGUUUUUAAAAAGACCCGAUGGCCUGAGUAUUUAUCCCCUGCAUCAAAGGAGGAGUGGUAGUUUUAUUUGGCCUUUUUAGAUGAUCAGUUGAUCGCAGGGCACGUUUAAGGUGCAGAAUAAAGUUUUCAUCAGUGGUUGUGAAUGCAUUUAAAAUGAUUUGGUUUCAGUGUUUGAUUUUUAAAAUGUGAGGUUCUUGAGGGGAGGCCUGUUUAAUCGCUCCUACUUUGAGUGCAGUGAUGAAUAUCGGCCCCACUCUUUACUCUCAGAAGUUGGGAAAGGGAUUCUUGUCAUUCAUUUUAAUGUGACACUCCUCAAAAAAAUAUCAAUGGGUGCCUUUUGUUUGUAAACCAAAAAAGGAAUAAACAAUGUUUAAUCUUCUAGUUCA